AUGGUUAAACUAUUGCACCUCCACGAGGCACUGCUCGUCAAGAGCGUAGAUCACGAUGGAGUCCCGCGCCCCGUCGACAUGCUCGACAACGACUCCAUUCGUCCAAUACCAGUCAAAGAUCGCACAUGGUCCCAACUCACCUACAUAGUCUUCUGGUGGUCCGCCACCGCCAAUGUCAGCAACUUGUACUCUGCUUCCACAGGAAUGGCCAUGGGCUUGACCAUGUGGGAAGCUAUCGCCUGCUCCUUCGGUGGCCAGAUUCUGGCUGGGUGCUUGAUGGCUCUUAACGGACGGGGAGGUGCCAUGUACCGAAUCCCAUUUCCUGUUCUCUGUCGCUCGAGCUUUGGCUCUUGGGGUGCGCUGUGGCCAACAUUCAAUCGUGCUGCCAUGUCGAUUGUGUGGAACGGAGUUAAUUCUGUCCAAGGGGCCCAGUGUUUAUAUGUAUUUCUACAUGCGAUCUUCCCUUCUAUCGCGAAUAUUCCAGAUAAGAUGGGAUCCAAGUCCGCCUUGACUUCAGCUCAAAUGAUGUGCUUUUUCAUUUACUGGUAUGUUGUGUCCAGCCACUUUCUCAACUCAGACGCAUUUACUGAUACCCAAGAAAGGCUGGUCAACUGCGCGUUUUUGCUUGUCCCUGUCCCAAAAAUGAAGUCUCUUGUAUACGCCAAGGUGGUCGUCUUCUUCGCCGCCACAUUGGCCAUGGUCGGAUGGACUGUAUCGUUGUCAGGGGGAUCAUCAAAAUUCAUACUCACCCUGCACUCCCCUUCAACAGUCCAAGGCACAGAGAAGAGCUAUCUCAUCUUCAAAUUUUUCUUCCUGGGACUGGCAAGUUGCGGAACCUUCAUUUCCAAUGCAGCAGACAUGCAACGCUAUGCUCGAAAGCCCAAUGAUGUGAUCAUCGGCCAGCUAAUAAGCUUCCCGGUAUCGAAUCUUCUCGUAGCUAUCUUAGGCAACCUUAUUGCCGCAGCUAGCAAGUCGAUCUUUGGAGAGCUGAUCUGGAGCCCUUUGACCUUCCUCGACAAAUUGAUGGAAGGCGAGCGUUAUACCCAUGGCAACCGGACAGCCUGUGCUUUCAUCUCGCUCGCCUUUGUCUAUUCCACGGUAUUCUCUGCGAUUUUCGAAAAUUCAAUUCCCGCCGGAAAUGACAUCGCGGCUUUGAUGCCCCGAUACAUCACAAUCAAACGAGGAUUCUUUAUUUGCGCCGUUCUCUCCUAUGCAAUCUGCCCAUGGUAUCUGCUCUCCACCGCCGCAAUCUUCAUCACAUUCCUAUCAUCGUACCAGAUCUUCCUGUCCGCCAUCGCAGGUAUCUUAAUCUGCGACUACUAUCUUAUUCGUCGGGGCUAUCUUAAUAUCCCGGCGCUUUAUACCGCACGCCCGGAGAGUCUGUAUCGAUACUUCCACGGAUUCAAUCCGCGGGCUUUCAUUGCAUAUCUCAUUGCAGUGGCGCCUAAUUUUUACGGAUUCCUCAAUCAGAUGGGCGUCAAGGCCCCGUUGGGAAUCCAGAGAUUCUACUAUAUUGCCUACCCGACUGGCCUGUUGGUUGCGUUUGGUGUGUAUUAUUUCAGUUGUCUGGUUUCAGCGCCUGCUGGAAUGGAAAGGUCUGGGUGGAGAGAACCUAAAGAUUACUUUGAUGAGAAUGACCUGAUGAGAGAAGAGAGCAUGCCAGUUGUUCUUGAUGGAGUGGUAGCUGAGAAGAGGGUUAUGACUGCUUCUAAGGAGGUUUGA
Penicillium verhagenii is the source of this 1722-nucleotide messenger RNA. RefSeq names its product nucleobase cation symporter-1 family protein. The record is from RefSeq and is a predicted model, not a curated record. Gene Ontology annotation, cellular component: plasma membrane. Lineage: Eukaryota; Fungi; Ascomycota; Eurotiomycetes; Eurotiales; Aspergillaceae. Gene Ontology annotation, biological process: transmembrane transport; nucleobase transport. The coding region runs from base 1 to 1722 and encodes 573 amino acids. The transcript has 5 exons. Gene Ontology annotation, molecular function: nucleobase transmembrane transporter activity.